Molecule: messenger RNA, 4475 nt
Organism: Etheostoma spectabile (orangethroat darter)
Lineage: Eukaryota; Metazoa; Chordata; Actinopteri; Perciformes; Percidae
Gene: slc24a3
Product: solute carrier family 24 member 3
Exons: 17
Coding region: 181-2124 (647 amino acids)
Biological process (GO): calcium ion transmembrane transport; intracellular calcium ion homeostasis
Cellular component (GO): plasma membrane
Molecular function (GO): calcium channel activity; calcium, potassium:sodium antiporter activity
Source: RefSeq, a predicted model, not a curated record
UUUACCCUCUGGGUUACUUUACAAAUCCAUCGACAGGCAAGCGAUUCAUGUCCUCUCUCAUCGAGUAACUUCAGUGCCCAGACAGCACAUAUUUCUGUCUCUUCCUCCUCGCUUCAGUUUCUCGUACCUUUGCACCACCACCGGUGGUUCCGCCGGAACGCUCGCCGACAGAAGAGCGCCAUGGCCCGCGUGGUGGUUGAAGGGAUGCCGGAGUCGGCCGUCGGAGGAGGAGUGAUGCUGAACCGACGGAGGAGCAAAGGCAGGCGGAGAAACCGAAAGGAGUUGUUGGCCAUCCAGAUGUGCUUAGCGGGUGUACUGCUGGGGCUCGUCGUAGGGCUCAAGUCCGUGGCACAGAAAGCAGGAUAUCAUGUUUCCAGUUCUGUGGUUGACGAGGGGGAAAGGUGGGAGAGCCGUCACCUUCUACAAGAAGUCUAUGACAACGAGUCAAAGCUGUACUCUGAGCCUGCAAAAAACUGCACAGAACCAGCAAUCCAUGAGUUUCCCAGGGAUUACUUCACCAACCAGGAGCGCAUUGAUGGAGCAGUGGGUCUACAUGUCCUUUGUACGGUCUACAUGUUCCUGGCCCUGGCCUUGGUGUGUGACGACUACUUUGUCCCGUCUCUGGAGAAGAUAUGUGAGCGUCUCCAGCUGAGUGAGGAUGUUGCCGGAGCAACCUUUAUGGCCGCAGGCAGUUCAGCUCCUGAACUGUUCACCUCUGUCAUUGGAGUUUUUAUCACGAAAGGGGACGUCGGGGUCGGCACCAUCGUCGGCUCGGCCGUCUUCAACAUCCUCUGCAUUAUUGGAGUGUGUGGGAUAUUUGCCCUAGAGGCAAUUCGUCUCUCCCGCUGGCCUCUGCUCCGAGACUCUACGUACUACACUCUGUCUAUCUCUGCUCUUAUAGUGUUCAUCUAUGACGAAAAAGUGGUUUGGUGGGAAGCUCUCACGUUAAUUCUGAUGUAUUUCGUCUACAUUUUGAUCAUGAAGAUGAACUCCCAUAUUGUUCGUUUCCUGGAGAGGCGGAAGAAGAACCCGUCUAGUUUAAGGAACGGAGCGGCAAAUAACGCUGACCUAGACGAUGGCUGUGAUGCUACCGCUGUUCUACUGAAGAAGGCGAACCACCACAGGAAGCCAUCGGUGCUAAUGGUGGACGAGCUGCUGUCGGCAUACCCCCACCAGCUGUCCUUCUCCGAGGCGGGCAUGAGAAUCAUGAUCACCAGCCACUUCUCCCCGAGAACCCGCCUCACCAUGGCUUCUCGCAUGCUCAUCACCGAGAGGCAGCGUCUAAUCAACACCCGAACUUUGACCAACGGUGACUCGGAUGUUCCAGUGAAAGUAGGAAGUAGGCGGGGCAUAGAAAAUGGGCUGUCCAAGGCUGAAAGGGGCGUCAGUGUGCGCCGCGACGACCAAGAGGCGGGCAACGAGACGGAGACCGAGGACAAUGAGAACAACGAGAACGAUGAAGAGGAAGAAGAAGAGGAUGGCGAGGGACCCUUGGUACCCUUCCAGUGCCCAGCGGGUGUGUUUAACAAGCUGAAGUGGCUGGUGGCCUGGCCUCUGUGCCUGCUGCUCUACGUCACCGUCCCCAACUGCGCCAAGCCUCGCUGGGAAAACUACUUCAUGUUAUCCUUCUUCAGCUCCACCCUGUGGAUCGCCGCCUUCUCCUACGUCAUGGUCUGGAUGGUAACAGUGAUAGGCUUCACACUUGGUAUUCCUGAUGUCAUCAUGGGCAUCACCUUCCUGGCAGCCGGCACCAGCGUCCCUGAUUGCAUGGCCAGCCUGAUAGUGGCACGACAAGGAAUGGGCGACAUGGCGGUGUCCAACUCCAUUGGCAGUAACGUGUUUGACAUCUUGGUGGGACUUGGUCUCCCCUGGGCCCUACAGACGCUGGCUAUCAACUAUGGCUCAGAUAUCAAACUCAACAGUAAAGGACUGAUCUUCUCUGUGGGGCUCCUGCUGGCGUCUGUGUUUAUGACUGUCCUGGGAGUUCACCUAAAUAAGUGGACUUUGGACAAGCGCCUGGGUUUCAUGUGUCUCCUCCUCUACUCCGUCUUCCUGUGUUUCUCCUGCCUCAUCGAGUACAACAUCUUCACCUUUGUCAACCUGCCAACCUGCCGGGAUGAAUGAGACACACGGACACACACACACACACACACACACACACACACAUUCACAUUGAAAAUGGUGUUUGCAAGGAAUUCCAAGUAAAGUGAAGUAUUAAAUAGAGGGUGGUGUCUGACCAUGGAACGAGAACCUGAAAGUAUCAAUCUGAAAAAUUAUUUGCAAACACGGUUUAAUACCGGUCUGAUUCACACCCACUGUUUUCUGCUUUUAUUCCCGUCUAUGAGAAGACGUCCCAAUCUGCUACUCUUUUUCUGAUGCCUGUCUUUCUGCUCGGUGCAAUAUGGAGCUGCUCAGAUGUUUGCUCACAAUCAAUCAGAGGGCAGGAUUAAGUUUCAGGAGCAGAGAGAGAAACGACUGACUCGUUACAAACCGUCACACAGGACAGCACUGAGGACAGCAGCCACAACAACAAAAACUCUCUGUCCGACUACUGCUUGCUUCUGACGUGAGGACCUUUUCUUUUGAAACUUCCCCGUAUUUAGGUGUGAAAGUAGUCAUGUUUUCUAGCUGCUAACCUUUCCUGAGAGGAAAGGCAGGUCUUUUAGAUCUACUAGUUGAGAGUAAUAACAAUAAAAGCAAUGAUGUAAAUGGGUGGGAGGGUGUAGGUUAGCUCUGUGAUACAGAUAAUGUCGUUGAAACAUUACAACCAGGGUACGAUUUGGAAAAAAAAGCAGGGGAAGGGGGGUUUGAGUAAACAAAACAUAACACGCAAGAAUUAAAUCCCCCCUUUUCAAUACCAUGGAUGCCACUAGGCCAGCCAUGCCAAAACACUUAAAUAUGCACCAAUGGAAAAAAAUCUCAUGUGAAAUAGCACAUAGUGGUGUCAACAUAAAAGCGUUUUCUAGCCAAAGGGCGAAAUUCACUUUGUCGUGAAAACGAAAUAAUUUCACCCAGGAAACGCUUGUUUGUGUGUUUUAAUCCAUUCCAAGACUUUUUUCCUAAACUUAGCUAGUUGUUUGGGUGCCUAAAGUUAACUGUCAUCGCGGCAUUUUCUGGCUAAACUCCACUACCACAACCCCUGAAAGGAGCGUCAUCUGGCGGUUCCUGUAGCCGGCCUCCAGUCACCUAUUGGCGGCUAAACACCUGCUGUUGGAAGCCGGCGUCCUGGAGCUCUGUAGCGGCUAAAUACAACCAGCAGCUGGCGCUCAGAUUUUAUUGUUCCACGGCACUAUGUGUUCACAUUACAGCGCUUUACUUUAAUUUAAAAUCCUUCUAUUUAAAGUAUAAAAUAUAUGGGCUAUUGGUGACGUAGCAUUGAUCACUCUGAGCCCCCCCUUAGUCAUACAUUUUUGUCCAUUUUGUGAGGCAGGGAUCCAACCCCCACUAACACCCCCCCUCCAGCAAAUCGUACCCUGAUUACAAACAAACAUUACAUUUAUUUCAUUAGCACAAUUCUUCAGGCAAAAGUAAGAUCUGUUAUGCAGAUGAGCACAUUUUUCAAACGCCAUUACCUGAGGACUAAUUAGAUUCCCAUUAUGUGGGCAUACUUAAGUGUUUUUGUUUAGAACAUUUUAGGACAUACAGCUACACAACUUGGGGUAAAAAAAAAUACCCGAACCCCCCCUCCCCCCCUUCACAAAACCAGGGCAUUAUCCACUCACCUUUUUAUAUAAAUUAAAUUCAAUAGCAUCACGGCUGUAGCUUCUAUGUUUUGUACUGGAAAUGAAUUAGCUUCAUGGAAAGUUCUUUUCUUUUCUUUCUGUAAAUAGUACACCUUUGUAAAUACCCCCCCUCCCCCCGGAUGUCAUAUUUAUUAUUUAUUCAUGUCAUACGCACAUUUCUCCUCUGGAAGUCACAAAACACCCGGGCAGGAUUUUUAUUUUUAUGGAAAAACCUUUUGAGGAAAUCUACACCUAAGAUCUUUUUCAGAAGACCACUCGUGUCCAAACAAUCACAAUUUCCUCCAAAGGUUUUGUUGAUUUCAUUAAUGAACUUGAUUGUUGUGUGUGUGUGUGUGUGUGUGUGUGUGUGUGUGUGUGUGUGUGUGUGUGUGUGUGUGUGUGUGUGUGUGUGUGUGUGUGUUAAAAGAAUUCAAACUUGCACUGAAGAGCUUAUACUAGCUUCACAGGGAGACUGUGAGUGUUUCUCCUCCCAACGCGUGCUGAUUAUAAGGAUAACUUCCUUGUAAAAUGAAGCAGGUCUAUAUGAAAUUAUAUUGUUAAGGUUUUAGGAAGCAAAUGUUAUGUUUUGGGAUAUUGUUGUGGAAAGGUCUCACAGUGUGUGCUGCCACCUAGGGGACAGAAAUAAUGAGCUGCUGCUUUUUUCUCAUCCAAAUAGAAUAAUAACAGCAUUUAAAACAACUGGGGAGCAAGUUGGACGAGGUAUUUCCUCUGUGUUGGAUGGAUUUUAUGUCC